Messenger RNA from Anastrepha obliqua, 2433 nucleotides. It is a transcript of the gene PXo, whose product is annotated as xenotropic and polytropic retrovirus receptor 1. The transcript is spliced from 6 exons. NCBI's taxonomy places the organism in Eukaryota, Metazoa, Arthropoda, Insecta, Diptera, Tephritidae. Gene Ontology annotation, molecular function: inositol hexakisphosphate binding. The record is from RefSeq and is a predicted model, not a curated record. Gene Ontology annotation, biological process: phosphate ion transport; cellular response to phosphate starvation. The coding region runs from base 173 to 2176 and encodes 667 amino acids. Gene Ontology annotation, cellular component: plasma membrane; cytoplasm; Golgi apparatus.
UAUGGUUCCCAACAAAAUUUCACUUUUCAUCCAUAUAUGUAAGUAUACUCGUGUAUGUGUGUGUCAGUGCGCAUCGGUAUUGACUGUGCCCGUGAAAAUGAUGCGAGUGAAACGAGUGCUGUCCAAUUAUUUUAUUAAAAUUGUAGUGAAUUAGUAUAUUUUGAUUGUUAAAAUGAAAUUUGCCGAACACUUAGGCGCGCAUAUAACACCGGAAUGGCGAAAACAGUAUAUAAACUACGAGGAAAUGAAGGCAAUGCUGUAUGCGGCCGUAGAGCAGGCGCCCUCUGCAGAGCUCGUCGAUCCGGAGGUGCUGUCACGCUACUUUGCCAAAUUCGAUGAGCAAUUCUUCCAUUACUGUGACAAAGAGUUGGCCAAAAUUAAUACCUUCUACUCCGAAAAGAUGGCUGAGGCUACACGCAAAUAUGGCAAUCUUCGUAGUGAACUCAGCGAAACGCUGGAGAUGGGCGCGGUGAAGAAGCAACCCGCUUGGAAGUACAAGACACCAUUGGGCAAGAAGAAUGUACCUGCGCGCAAGAUACAGGAUCUCAAAUUAGCAUUUAGCGAGUUUUACUUAGGUUUGAUUUUGCUACAAAACUACCAGAAUCUGAAUUUUACGGGUUUUCGCAAGAUACUCAAGAAACACGACAAGCUCUUGAAUGUGUGCGAUGGUGUCAAGUGGCGUGAGGAGUACGUGGAAGCCGCGCAUUUCUAUGUUAACAAGGAUAUCGAUCGACUCAUUCAGGAAACGGAACGCGCCUUCACCAAUGACAUCGAGGGCGGCGACCGCCAGAAGGCAAUGAAACGUUUGCGCGUGCCACCGUUAGGUGAACAGCAAAGCCCGUGGACCACCUUUAAAGUGGGUCUCUUCUCGGGCGCUUUUGUGGUGCUCUUCCUCACAGUCAUAUUGUCGGCUAUAUUUCAUGGCUUCGGCGAAGAUUGGCGCGUAGGUUUGCGCAUGUUUCGCGGUCCCUUGCUAAUCAUUGAGUUUCUCUUUCUAUGGGGCGUCAACGUGUAUGGUUGGCGUUCAUCGGGCGUAAACCAUGUACUCAUCUUUGAGCUGGAUCCACGCAAUCAUCUCUCCGAACAGAAUAUUAUGGAAGUGGCCUCGGUUUUCGGUGUGAUUUGGGCAAUUUGUGUGCUGUGCUAUAUUUAUUGUGAUUCGCUUGCGAUACCACAAUAUUCGGCAGCAAUUUUUCUUUACACAACAAUGUUUGCAUUUCUACUCAACCCAACGAAGACGUUUCAUCAUGAGGCGCGUUACUGGGCAGUGCGCGUGCUGAGUCGCGUUGUAAUGGCGCCAUUUUUCUUUGUAACCUUCGCCGAUUUUUGGCUCGCCGACCAGCUGAACAGCAUUGUACCCGCCUUUCUGGAUAUACCCUUCAUUAUUUGUUUCUUUGGUGAAUAUUCCAGCUGGCACACAACGGGCUAUGAUGGUAGCAGAUGUGUCCAAGACAUCUCAAUCGUGCGUCCGGUUGUGGCCAUUUUGCCGGCUUAUUGGCGAUUCGCUCAGUGUAUUCGGCGCUAUCGUGACACGCGUGAAGCUUUUCCGCAUCUGGUGAAUGCUGCCAAGUACGCGACAUCCUUUUUUGUUGUAAUAUUCUCAUACAAAUUCCAAACAACUGAAGCCACUUACGUUACAUCGAAGAAUAAUCCGUGGUUCUACUGCUGGAUUGUGGCGGCCAUUGUCUCCUCCUGUUAUGCGUACACGUGGGACAUUAAAAUGGAUUGGGGCUUAUUUGACGCCAAGGCUGGUGAUAAUCGCUUUUUGCGUGAAGAAAUUGUCUACUCUACGACGUGGUUCUACUACUUUGGCAUUGUGGAGGAUUUGGUGCUGCGCUUUGGUUGGACGGUGUCAAUGAGUCUGAUUGAGGCUGGCUACAUGGAAGGUGAUGUUAUGAUGACCAUACUCAGCCCAUUGGAAGUGUUUCGGCGUUUUAUUUGGAACUAUUUCCGUUUGGAAAACGAGCAUUUGAAUAAUUGUGGCAAAUUUCGUGCUGUACGUGACAUUUCUGUGGCACCAAUGGAUUGUUCGGACCAGACAACAAUUUUACGCAUGAUGGACGACGAAGACGGCGUGUGCAAUCGGCGUGGAAAAACCAAAGGUCUGUCGAAGAAGAAAGAGCAACAACGCCUGUUGCUGCUACAAGGCGAAUCUAUCGAAGAUUUAUGCUCUUAAAUGAUCAAAGACUUUAGUCUUUGUAUUUCGAUUUUCGUGGGUGGACAAAAUUCUAAAGAACAUUUGUUACAAAGCGCACAAAUACAGCAAUGGACAAGCGAAGAAGUAAUGCAAUACUGGAUGUCAUUAAACUCAAUGUAGGUGUGGCAAUAGGACAUAUACAGUGUCAAGUAGCGGUAAUUGAAAGCUUAAUAGUGUGAUUUAUACACACAUUUGUAUGUGUAGUUGUGUGUGUGUGUACGUAUUUAUCUACUUAA